Messenger RNA from Acanthosepion pharaonis, 717 nucleotides. The record is from the annotation of a GenBank genome assembly. Lineage: Eukaryota; Metazoa; Mollusca; Cephalopoda; Sepiida; Sepiidae.
AUGCGCGCGAUCGACGUUCAGGAUCGGCAUGCCAUAGAUGGGCGGGGCCUUGUCGGUGCGCGCGCGCCGGCCGUUGACCACGUCAUUGGCACCGAUGACCAGCGCGACAUCGACCGCCCCGAAAUCGUCGUUGAUCUCGUCCAUGUCGAAGAUCAGGUCAUGGGGACGCCCGCUUCGGCGAGCAGCACGUUCAUAUGGCCCGGCAUCCGGCCGGCGACCGGGUGGAUGGCGAACUUCACGUCCACGCUCGCCGCCCGGAGCAGCUUGACCAGUUCAGUUAGAGCUUCUGCUGCGCACGGGCUACCGCCGAGCCAUAGCCGGGGACGAUCACCACGCUCCCCGAAUAGCGCAUGGCUUCGUCGCACCGGCGCCGGUGGUGCUCGCCCCGGUUUCACCGAAGUCGCUGAACAGCACAUUGGUCAGGCUGCGGUUCAUCGCCUUGGCCAUCAGCAGCGUCAGCAGCGUGCCGGCCGAGCCCACAACCAUGCCCGCGAUCAUCAGCGCGGGGUUGCCCAACGCAUAGCCCUCCAGCCCGACCGCCAGCCCGUAAAAGGCAUUGUAGAGCGAGAUGACCACCGGCAUGUCGGCGCCGCCGAUCAGCAGGGGUCAUGGCGAUGCCGAACAGCAGCGCCAUGGCGAAGAAUCCGCCGAUCAGCCAUGGCUCCGGCGUUGGGCAGGUCGCGACCAGCGCACCCAGCGCGAGCGCGGCGAGAAUGA